Molecule: messenger RNA, 5737 nt
Organism: Paramecium octaurelia
Lineage: Eukaryota; Ciliophora; Oligohymenophorea; Peniculida; Parameciidae
Source: the annotation of a GenBank genome assembly
AUGUCUGAGAGUGAAAAUUUCAAAUUGAGAAGAGAAAUUAUACAGCUCAAAAAAUAGAUUGAAUAAUUAAGAGAGGAUGGUCGUUAAAAGGAUUAAAGGAUAGCAUUCUUGGAAGCGGAAUAAGAGUUUCAUUAGGGCAGAUAUGAAGAAUAGAAAGCAAAAUAUAAUGAUUGCUUUACUAGAAUGAGAGAUUUAGAAAAGAUGGUUAAUAGGGAUGAUGCAUAUACCAAAGAGACCUUGAAGAAUCAAUUAGAUAAAGUGAAGGAUGAUUUAGAUAGAGAGAAGGCUGCUGUUCAAUAAUAUAUUGAUUAAUUGGAGAAGGUGAAACUUGAAAAUGGUAAUCUGAUGUGGUAAUUGACCUAAUUGUCAUUGAAAUACAAAGAUGAGAAUAUCGUAAAGGAUGAAUUCCAUUACAGAGAUGAAGUUUAGGAUAACAGAGAAAAGUUGAAGAAUUUAGUGGAGAAAACAAAUUCUUUGAAUUAGGCUAUUGAGAGAUUGAGUGCUGAAAACAGAGUAUUGAGGAAAAUGGCAGGAGUUCCCGAUGAUUAUUAAUUUGAAUUGGAUGAUGUGAUUUAAGAAGGAUAAUUGUAAGUAGAGAAGUACAGAGCUCAAGUGAUUGAAUUAGAGAGAGAAGUAGAAGAAUUGGAAGAAGAGAGAGCAAGGUUGAGAAGAAAAUUGAGAGAAUAAGUUGCUGGAGGAGAAGUGAAUUUGGAAGAAUUUGAUACUUAAUCAAAUAAUCAAUUGAGAAAGGAGAAUUAGGAAUUGAGAAGUAAAGUAAAGAUGUUAGAGGAAGAAAAUGCCCAUAUUCGUUAAAAUUAAUAGGAUUAUGGAGCUAUUGGAAUGGGCACUUAAUAAGGAAUUAUGAAAGUUACUAAUGAUUAGAUGUAAGAAAUGAUGUAGAAACAAUAACAGGAGCUAAAAGAACAACUUUAAGAGAUAGUCAAAACUAUGAAAGGGUAAAACCUCUAGGACACUACAUAAGUCAAAUAAUCAAUUAUAUAAUAAAGAUAAGUUGUUGAUACAGCUGGAUUGGAUAAAUUAAGCAUUCCUCCUAAUCCCAUACCUGGAGCAUUCGGAAAUUAUAAUGAUAUUAAAGAUGGUUACAGUCAGCGCUUUAAUGUUAAAUUUCCAGUUGACAUGUCUUCAGCAUACGGGGAUUCAGGCAUGGAUCAGAUGCAAUUGAAAUACGAGUUAGCAUCAUUGCAAUUAUAGAAUAUAGAGACUUUGAGAUUAUUGUAAUAGAAGGAAGCUGAGUAUAUGAAUUUGUUAUAAGAAGUUACUACCAUUAAGGAAGAUAUAAAGGGAAAGUGUUUGUUGGUUUAAGAUCAAUUAUUUGUGAAAUAUAUUGAAGAGAGAGACAAAUUUAAGGUGAUGUAUGGAGAACUCCAAGAGAAAUACAAGGCUUAAUUGGAUUUGAACGCGGAAGCCAGGAUUAAAUUAGCUCAUUAUGAAGAUUUCAUGAGAGACAGAGAGAAGCCAAAGAAAGAAUUGGAAGAAAAGUUAGGAGAGAUGGCUAAGAAAACUGCUAUAUUAGAUGUCAAUUUGAUUAAAUUAUCAAGGAAGUAUGAUGCAUUGACUGAGGAAUAUAAAUAAAUGAAGACAAGUUAUACAAUAGUAGAGAGUGAGAGUAUGGCAAAGGAAAAGGAAUUGUUAGAGAAAAUAUAUAAUUUGAUUUCAUGGAAGAGAUCAGCAGAAGAGCAUAUGAGAGUUAUGAUCAAAGAAUUAAAGAAUUCAGUACCGGCUGAUGAAUUCAACAAUCUUAGAUAAAAGUUAGAAUACACUUAGGAUAAAUUGGCUAAUGCCUAGUUGAAAGAGGCAGAGUACUAGAAGAGAAUAGCAGGUCUUGAGAGUCAUGAAAGAGAGGCAUUUGAAAAAGGAGAAAGAGUAAGACAAUUGGAAGAAGAAUUGGUGGAAAUUUAAUUGGAAGAAGAAGUUAUUAAGAAAAGAUUGCAGAGUUUUGAUUCUGCUUUUGAUAAAUAUGUCAAGAUAUAUCAACAUAUUGUUGAGUUUAUUAAGAUUAAAAACAUUUCAGUUAUUGAAAUAUUUAAAUUAUUCGAUGAGAAUGGAGACAACAAGAUUUCAAGAAGUGAAUUCAUCACAGCUAUUAGUAAUAUUGGAGUUCCAGUAUCUAAUGAAGAUAUGGAAGUUGUAUUUAUGUUUGUAGACUUAGAUGGAACAGGUUAAAUAGAGUAUUAGGAAUUUAUUAGGAAGCUUAAGAGAUCAGGAAUCAAUCUUAGAAAACCCGAAGAUUAAUUACUAUAUCAAUUAUAUAAUGCAAUUAAGGAAUCAGGUUAUGAUUUGAGAUCUGCAUUCCAAGCAUUUGAUACUAAUUGUGAUAAUGUUAUAUCUAAAGCAGACAUGAAAGAAGCAUUGAUUUAGAUGAAUAUCAAACAUGAUCAAAAGGCUAUUGAUUAUAUCUUCAGAAUGGCUGACACCAGUGGAGAUAAUUAAAUCAAUUAUGAAGAGUUCUAUGUAUUAUUUGAUGAAAUUGUCAAAAGUGAGUUAAUCAAUUAAGGAAAAUCAAUCUAACUAAGCUUAGAUAUUAAGUUUCAAAUUAUGUGUAAAUUGGAUCAAUCAAUUAAAGAUUAGAGAUUAACAUUAUUAGAUGUGUUUAACAUGAUUGAUAGAGAUGGUGAUUAAACAAUUACAUUAAUGGAAUUUUAAGCCUUGUUUAGAGAAUUAGAGGGAGGAAUCUCGCCUGAUUUGGUUAGAUAAUUGUUUGAUUAAAUGGAUUUAGAUCGAAAUGGUCAAAUUAGUUAUAAUGAAAUGUUAAAUUAUUUGAGAACUGCAAAAACAGAAGAGGAAAAGUAUUAAAAGCUACAAUUCAUCCAAUAGAGAACAGAAUAACUGAAAAGUAUGUAGGAGACAGAUGUGACUCUCCAAAAGGCCAAAUAAGAAAAUUAAGGAUAGACAUUAGAGGAUAGGUUAAAAAUGAAAAUAAACAUUUUGGAAAUGAGGGAAAAAAAUGCCUAAUAAAAGUGUGAUGUGUUACUCAAUUAAUUAACUAGCACAGAAUUGACACUUAAGGAUACAACUAAAACUUUAUUUGAACUCCAAAAUCAAAUGGAGAGAUCUAAUGAUACCUUCUAUAGAGAUAGAGAGGAGAAACUGAUGUUGUUGGAAAGAUUAAAGGGAGCUUUAUCAAGAGAAGAAAGUGAAAAAUUGACUAAACAGAUUGAAUAGCAGAGAUUAACCAUUUCGGAUUAAAACAGUGCAAUUACAACUUACAGAUAAUUGUAUGAUACAGCAGUCAUGUAAACUAAGAGUAUGAAAUUAACUAUUGAAAAGAUCAAAAAUGAUUCUGAUACCAUGUAAUAAACAAUAAAAGAGUUAUAAGCAAUAUCUGAUCAGAAUAUGAUGAUUGGUAAAUUGUAUCACCAUCUUAUGGUUGCCAGAUGGCAUGAGGCACAAACUAAUCAGAAGUAUGAAAAGGUCUUGGAUGAAUUAAGAAAACUCAAAUUACAAUCUGAAUCAUAUGAUACUACAAUUCUUAAGCAAUCACAAGAAAUUAUUUAAUAAAAUACUAUAUUCACGGAGCAAAUUAGAUCGUAUGAACAAUAAAUUACUGAACUCAAAUUAAAAAUACUGCCAACAGUCACUUUAUAAAGAGUUGAAGAAUAAGCUAAAAGAGUCAAAGAAUUAUCGGAUAUGAAAUCAGAAGUUGAAAGAUAAAAUAGAGAUUUGAGAGAUAGGUUUUAUGAAUUGCAACUUAAGGCAGACUACUUCGAUAAUUACAAAGAGAAGUUAGAUAAUCUAGAAAGAAGCUUAAGAUAGAAUAAUCCUGAUGAAUUAAGUUAGUAGAUUAUAGCUGUGAGUUAAAAGUUAUCAGAGGAAAAAAUAGAAUUGCUUAGAGUCAAAAGGGAAAUGCAGGUGAGUGCUGAGAAGCAAGAAUAUUAUUAAAGAUUAAAUAAACAAUACACUGACACAAUUAAGAAAUUAGAGUAUGAAUUAGCACAUGCCGAUUUGGAUUUGAGGAAAAGGGAAGAAGAUUGGAGGAGAAGAUUCUAUGAAUAAAGAAAAACUAUUUUUGCCUAAUUAGGACUCAUUGAAAAGGAUGAUAUGAAAGAGUAUACUUAGAAGAAUACGGAUGCAAGUAAGAUGUUGAUUGAUGCAAUCUAGAAAAAAUAGAAAGAAUAAAUGGAAUAAUAAAAUUAACCAACUGAAUAAUAGUAAGUAGAAAUCACAUAAUUAUAGAAAAAAAUCUAAGAAUUAGAGGCUUCAGUAAAGAAGAAGAAUAUUGAAAUUGAAGGAUAUAUAGAAAGAUAAAAGAUUGUUACAAGUGGCACCAUAGUAUUUCAAUAGUAACAAUUAGAAGAUUACACUAAGACAUUAUUAGCUUAAGAGGCUGAAAAGGUGUCUGUUGCUGGUUAAUAAAUGCUUAAGGCAAUGCAAGAAAUAAUAUAGGAUAAAGAUAGAGAAUUGGAUAGAAAGGAAUAAUAGUUAGAAGCUUUGAGGUAGGAGACCUUAUUACAUAAGAAAAAAGAUAUUGCAGAAAUUUAAAGAUUAACAGACCUAUUACAUAGAAGAGAUUAGGCAUAACAAGAGGCAAACAAAACAGGUAAUAGCAAUAAUUACAAUAACUUUUCAUAUUUGUAAUAAAAUUAAAUGGCUGAAUUGCAACCAGUCUUAAUAGAAAAAUAUUAAUAAUAAUUAUAAGAAAAAGAUAGAAAAAUUAAAGAUCUUGAAUUAUCAUAUGAAGCAGAGAAAACUGCUUUGAAGAAAAUGAAAGAGGAAUUAAUCAAAACUAUUGCUAUUAAAGAAUAAUUAGAAAUAGAAUUAGAUAAUGAAAAGAAACUGAAUGAAAGCAUGUAAUAUGUGUAAAAGAUUGAAAAAUUAUAAAAUUUAGUUAAUGAAAAAAAUAACUAAUUGGUUACAUUAAAGAAAACUGUAGUUGCUUUAAAGGAAGAAUAAUUUAAGAUAGCUGGAGAAUCUAUAGACAAAGAGCAGGUUUACAAAACUAAAGAAUCUAAAUUAAAUAAUAAUUCAACAGAACUUGAAACCAGAUUAACCAAAAUGGUUAAUGAUAUGAAAUUAUUAAAGGAGGAAAUUAAAGAUAAAUAGAAAAAGUUAGAAUAACUUCAAGAAAAGGAAAUUUAACACAGAGCAUAAAUGACAGAUCUACAAAAGAAAAACUCAGAACUUAAGGCUAUCAUUCAAGCUGGAGGCGGUAAAUUAGAUGAGUAAGAUCAAACUGUUUCCAACAUCUAAGCUAAACUACAAUAAUUUAACUAAGUAUAGAUGGAAAAACUGCAAUUAGAAAGAGAAAUCCAAUUUUUGAAGUAAUAAGGAGGAACAAGAGAACUAUUUGAUAAAGAUGCUACAUUAAAGCCACCUACAGGUUUAUAUUUCAAAACAUUCGCAGAGUUAUUGGAUACUCUCAAAUAAUAUCUAAUAACAAAACCUAAAUUUGAUUUGCUGUUUGAAUUUAAGAAAUUAGAUAAGUAGUUUACAUAAGUAUUGCCAAUGGGGAGGUUCUUUGAAGUAUUAUCUAAUGCUGGAGUAAAGCUGAAAACAAGGUAUACUAUGCUUCGAUAUUUUUAGAGAUCAAAAAUUAGUUAUAGACACUAUUAAGACAAAAGAUGAAAAUGCUGAUUAUUAUACUAAAUUCUAUUAUGUUUAUAGGGGAUGGUCUGAUAAUGUAGUUUAAACAGAUUAAGAUGAUAGGUAGUAAUAAUAACAAUAGCAAUAAAUAUAACAAUAGCAAUCACAAAAAUUCAGUGUAAAAAGCAAAAAAUGA